AUGAUUAGGUCUCCGGGGUAUGACAGAGGAGGCGAUGACGAGGUGGGUUCCUUUCGUUCGCCUGUUCCUCGGAAGAAGACGCACCUGAAACGCGGGAAGUUCGUCUUGACAGAUUGUAUGAAUGUUUAUCUGACGCUCUGCUGCGUCGCCAUCCAGGGCAGUUCUUCACCAAGUUGCCGCCGGCCUGCACACAGGCAUUUUCCACGGAGAACGGACGCAGAGAUAGCGUACAUCGCCUCCCCGUUGAGCAGCAUCUCUGCGAAGGGGUACAACCAGACGUGGGGUCCCCCGCAAUUCAACGAAACUGUCCAACUCUGA
This is a messenger RNA of Sparassis crispa, 318 nucleotides long. RefSeq lists its product as hypothetical. The record is from RefSeq and is a predicted model, not a curated record. The coding region runs from base 1 to 318 and encodes 105 amino acids. The transcript has a single exon. Lineage: Eukaryota; Fungi; Basidiomycota; Agaricomycetes; Polyporales; Sparassidaceae.